Molecule: messenger RNA, 3286 nt
Organism: Conger conger (European conger)
Lineage: Eukaryota; Metazoa; Chordata; Actinopteri; Anguilliformes; Congridae
Gene: asl
Product: argininosuccinate lyase
Exons: 16
Coding region: 378-1775 (465 amino acids)
Cellular component (GO): cytosol
Molecular function (GO): argininosuccinate lyase activity
Source: RefSeq, a predicted model, not a curated record
GUUUUUAUUUACUGUUUAUUAAUUAUGUCCUGUUAGGGGCACCAUAGAUUCGCUCUGACUAUAUUAUAGGAAGGGUUAACCAGCCCAAAUUUCGUCUGUUUAGGAAUAAGCUCACUGGCUAUUAGAUACAAUCCAAAAAGCAAUUUUUUUGUUUGCUAGUGGUUCGUAUGAUGAGGGAAAGAGAUUUAAUCUCAAUGCAUUGAAAGACGUUUUUGCACUUCGCAAAUCAAAGGAAAGCUCUAAACCGUUAGUUUAAGAUAAACAGCAGCUGCUGUCUAGAUAGGCUAACGGGUCACUUUCCAAACUUUUUUGUGCCGUUUUAGACGCGAGGCAAGUGUCUGGAUUUAGAUCGUGCUGUCAGUGCUCCCAUUGAAACUAUGGCUGGCGCAGAGGGAAACAAAUUAUGGAGUGGACGGUUUGUUGGGGAUAUUGACCCCAUUAUGGACAAGUUUAACGCUUCAAUUUCAUACGAUCGAAGAAUGUGGAGUGCCGACAUUCAAGGCAGCAAGGCGUACGUGAAGGCGCUGGAGAAAGCCAAGCUCGUCAGCGAAAGCGAGAUGGAGGAUAUUUUGCAGGGACUUGACAAGGUGUCUGAGGAGUGGUCCGGGGGCACGUUUGAGGUCAAGUCCACAGACGAGGACAUUCACACGGCCAACGAGCGCAGGCUGAAGGAGCUGAUCGGCCCAGCCGCAGGGAAGCUGCACACAGGGAGGAGCAGGAACGACCAGGUGGUGACAGAUAUGAGACUCUGGUUGCGGGAUGCGAUCUCAGCCCUGAAGAAUGAUGUCAUACAGCUCAUCAGUACCAUGGUGGAGCGAGCUGCUGUGGAGAUCGACGUCCUGUUUCCUGGUUACACCCACAUGCAGAGGGCCCAGCCAAUCAGGUGGAGCCACUGGAUCCUAAGCCACACAGUUGCCCUGAGCAGAGACGCAGAGCAGCUGGAUGAGAUUCGGAGCCGGGUGAACGUCCUGCCCCUGGGAAGUGGAGCCAUCGCUGGGAACCCGUUUGACAUCGACCGCGAGUUCCUCUGCACAGAGCUCAGCUUCGACACCGUUAGCAUAAACAGCAUGGACGCCACCGGACAGAGGGACUUUGUAGUGGAGUUCCUGUUCUGGGCCUCUCUGUGUCUCACUCACCUCAGUAAGAUGGCGGAAGACCUGCUCCUCUACAGCACCAAGGAGUUCUCCUUCCUCUCUCUCUCCGACGCUUACAGCACCGGAAGUAGUUUGAUGCCCCAGAAGAAAAAUGCUGACAGUCUUGAGCUGAUCCGCAGCAAAGCGGGGCGGGUUUUUGGGAGGUGUGCAGGGUUCAUGAUGACACUGAAAGGACUCCCCAGCACAUACAACAAAGACCUACAGGAGGAUAAAGAGGCCAUGUUUGACUGUUACGACACGGUGCAUGCCGUCCUGCUGGUGACCUCCGGGGUCAUGUCCACCCUGAAGGUGGACGCCAGCACCAUGCAGGCGGCUCUCAGCCCGGACAUGCUGGCCACUGACCUGGCCUAUUACCUCGUGCGGAAGGGGGUGCCGUUUCGGGAGGCUCAUGGCUGCUCUGGGAAAGCUGUGCUUCUGGCCGAAUCCAAAAACAUUCCCCUGAACCAGCUCACCCUGCAGGACCUCCAUACUGCCAGUCCUCUGUUUGAGGCUGAUGUGUCUGCAGUGUGGGACUACACCAGCAGUGUUGAGCAGUACAGCGCCCCCGGUGGCACGGCCAGGAACAGCGUCCUCGCUCAGAUAGAGCACCUCCGUAGCUGGCUCGCCAAGCACAGGAAAUGACCUGCACCCCUGCACCCCCUCACCUCUGCACCCUUGCACCCCUGCACCCCCUCACCCCCGCCCCUGAUGUUUUUGAUUGGUUAUUGAUGAUUUAUUUUAUUGACUGAGGCAAAGGGAAAAGGUCAAAUGUGUAUUUAUGCUGUAAUGUGGUUUCCAGGAAUAUGUAGUAUUUUGGGGUGUCAUAUUUUGGGCGUGCCCUUGUCCCUCCCUCAGAUUUAAAACCUUUAUCAUACUCCUACGCUUGGACAUCUCCCAAAACUCCCAUGAGCUUCUGUGUUACUGCAGUGCCACCUGCUGCCUCAGAGAGGGUCCUGCCCGCGUGGGCAAACUAACCCUAAUCCGGUGACCUCAUUCCCAAAAUGCUGCGUUUACAGUGCAGCUAGACCAAUCAGAGGAGGGGCAUCGCUCACUGAUGAUGACUGGUACCCAAUAGGCACCUGAAGCUUAAAAUGACCAAGUGCUCAGUUCCCGUGCAAGUCGGCAGGGGGCGCUGUUGCAGUAGCCCUACCACUACAGGGCGAUAGUCAGCUAUUGGGCUUGAUAUGGUCUACUCAACGCAACAGAGGUCAGUGUGUACUGAAUUGAAGUGUAAGAUUAUGGACAAAAAGGGGAGUUCUGAUACUUAGAGGAGUUCGUUAAAGGACAAAGUGGAGUCGAUAAGAGAAAUUACAUGCACAUCCAAACUCCGAGACGGGCCUGGAACAGAACCUGAGCUGAGUGUAAGAGAGAGUCCUCGCGGCCAGAGCCGUGUUAACACCGGAAGACUUCAGACCUCACUCACGCGGCACCAGACCUGCCUCAGAUACGGACCCCCCCCCCCCCGACUUCAUUUCCUGUUACAGAGGAAGUUGCGCUAAGAUGACGCGACCAAAUGUUACAUCGACACCUAGGCCAGGGGUCCUCACUCCUGGUCCUGGAGAGCCGCAGGGUGUGCUGGGGUCCUCACUCCUGGUCCUGGAGAGCCGCAGGGUGUGCUGGGGUCCUCACUCCUGGUCCUGGAGAGCCGCAGGGCGUGCUGGGGUCCUCACUCCUUGUCCUGGAGAGCCACAGGGUGUGGCUGGUUUUUUUGUUUUCGCCUGAAGUUCGGCAACAAAUUCAGAUCCAAGAAACCAGGUGACCCGAGCCAGCCGUGUGAUGACCUUCUUUAACUGCUCAAGUGCUGAGUUACAAACCCCAGCAGACCUGUUCAUCUCCAGGACCAGGGCUGGGGACCACUGAUGCACCCAACAGUUACACUUUUUGUAAGUGUGAAAUGAAUUUAAUUGAAAAAGAUUGUUAUGAAAAAUGUAAAAGAAAAAAUGAUUUCAAUGAUAAAAAUGCAUGUUCUCUCAAACGUUUAACAAUCUCUGUCAAUUUAAUAAUCAUCAACAACAACACAGAGCUUCCCAUGGUAACACAUGAACAGGAGUGUUUGCACAAGCACUUCUGUCUGGUUCAAUUGGGUCAAUGCAGGAAAUUCAACUGUUCAGCCAGUUGCUUAAUUCUUCUAAUUAAAUAACUCUUAUCUUAAA